AUGACUAAAAUACAGAAGGAGAGUAACAUUCAGGUGUCAUUGCCAAAGAGAAGAACUAGAGUAUUCAAGAAAUGCUGUGAACUCACCACUCUCCGUGGAGUUCAGAUGUUAGUUAUGGUAUUCUCUCUGGGUAAGAAAGUAUUUACUUUUGGUCACCAAACUGUAGAUGAGAUUAUAAAUCGUUUUUUGGGUACUCAUGACUCAUCCUCUUCGACGGGGAUUUCCAGUGAGACCCAACAACUUGUGGAGGAUAAACCAUUGUCAAAUGUGACUGAAAUGAAUAAUCAAAUCAUGCAUGUUCAAGAGCAGUUGGAGAUCGAAAAACAACGUGGAAAAGUAAUAAUUCAAACCUUACAAGCUGGGAGGGAACAAAGAUGGUGGGAGGGAUCUAUAGAGAAUAUGUCAUAUCAACAACUUGAGAUGAUAAAAAGAUCAUUGGAGAAUAUGAAGGCCCUUGUUAGUCAGAAUAUAUAUGAAGUUUCUAAUAUAUUUGCUUCUAGUAGCUCAUUUAAUGGUGGUGAAGGUAGUUUCAAUGGUAAUAUCCCCGAAGUCGGCACCAUGGGAGAUCAAAGCACUCCAGAUGUUAUGGAUGGCGAUGAUCCUAUUUUUUGUGGUCCAACUCCAAGUCCAACGGGCCCUCAUUUGAGUGGGAGCGGUGGAUAUUAUUGA
Messenger RNA from Impatiens glandulifera, 669 nucleotides. Its product is annotated as agamous-like MADS-box protein AGL62. NCBI's taxonomy places the organism in Eukaryota, Viridiplantae, Streptophyta, Magnoliopsida, Ericales, Balsaminaceae. Gene Ontology annotation, molecular function: RNA polymerase II cis-regulatory region sequence-specific DNA binding; DNA-binding transcription factor activity, RNA polymerase II-specific; protein dimerization activity. Bases 1 to 669 code for a protein of 222 amino acids. The transcript has a single exon. Gene Ontology annotation, biological process: regulation of transcription by RNA polymerase II. The record is from RefSeq and is a predicted model, not a curated record.